Molecule: messenger RNA, 1890 nt
Organism: Agrilus planipennis (emerald ash borer)
Lineage: Eukaryota; Metazoa; Arthropoda; Insecta; Coleoptera; Buprestidae
Product: sorting nexin-27-like
Exons: 4
Coding region: 117-773 (218 amino acids)
Biological process (GO): intracellular protein transport; signal transduction
Cellular component (GO): early endosome
Molecular function (GO): phosphatidylinositol-3-phosphate binding
Source: RefSeq, a predicted model, not a curated record
AAUUAAUAAUAACUUUGGUACAGAUCCUUUUGCCAGAUAGAGAAGUGGUCACAGUAUCGUUAAAGAAGAAUUCAAAUGCCGAUGAAGUGUAUGCGGCAGUCGUUAGAAAAAUUAACAUGACUAGGAAAACAGCACUCUAUUUUUAUUUGUUUGAAAUAGUCGAAUAUAAUUUUGAACGCAAGUUACAACCCUCUGAGUACCCCCAUAAUUUAUACAUACAAAAUUACAGUACAGCGACAAGCACGUGUCUUUGUAUAAGAAAAUGGCUUUUCUCUUUGAGUCAAGAACUGUCUCUAAUGAACGAUACUCAAGCAACAUCGUACAUCUUCUGGCAGGCAGUAGAUGAAGUGAACAGAGGCUGUAUACACGCGGGAGAACGUCUUUAUCAGCUUAAAGCCCUUCAGGACGUUACGAGGGCUACCGAAUACCUUAAAUUGGCCCGCGAUCUUUCCGGCUAUGGGGAGGUCGUGUUUCCCCAUUGCCCGUGCGAUUCACGCAAAGAAGGUCACGUUAUAGUGUCCGCGGGGAGUAAGGGAUUUAAAUUGCACGCAUGCCAAGAAGAUGGGACAUUAGAGAGUCAAGUGGUACAUUUAUCUUGGGAUUGUAUAAGGCAAUGGGAAGUAGAUGAUGAAGCAAUGGCAUUUUGUCUGAGAUAUGAUCGACCUGACAAGACACCCAGGUGGCUCAAAAUUUACAGUCCGUAUUAUUCCUAUCUUUUGGACUGUUUUGAAAGGAUCGUAGAAGAGAAUAAAUGGAUCGAUACCGGAGAAUGAAUUAAUUAACACUCCAAUGUUUUUGUUUCGUUUUAUGACGGUUCCAAUUUAACUUCAAAACAACUCCGAAAUACUCAAGAUCCCCAUAAUUAUUGUUAAGAUGCAUUAAAGAAUUUUAUUACAGCUCUCUUAUAAAUCUGUACAUUCACGUUUUAACAGCAUUGGGCAUCAACAAAAUGUACAUUUAGGUGAUAAAUUUAAAUUAAUUUUCCUGAAAAUGGUAAGCCCUCGAAACAAUUUUUACAUCACACUGGUUACUUUUAAAAUUAUUAAUGUCAAAUAAUAUGACAUUAUUUAAAACAGCGGCACAAAUUAAUGUAUGUAGGAAUAUGAAGUGAUGGCACUUAGGUUUUAAGGUCAUUGAUAUGUAUGAAGUUUGUAUGUGUUAUUUGUUGAAAUUCAUACUUAUUCAAAUAUUAUUAAAAGUUGUAUAGAAUAUUAUUAUAUUAGCAGUUAUUGGUUUCUUAACUACUUUGUAUUCUUGAUUAUUACAGGGUGAACCGUUAGAGUAAUAGUGUAAUGAUAAAUUUUUGCUGAUUAGGAAGAAAUAGGUAUGUUUUAAUAUCGUAAGUCGAGAGUUUGAUGUUUUUCUGUGACAAAAUGGAGCACCCUGUAUAUGUAACGCAGCUGCCUUUGUAAGAUCUAAAAGUUAGUUGUUGGAAUUUAUUUUGUUUUUUAUUGCAAAUUAUAUCACAAAGUUUAUGGCAUAAUUAUUUGGAGUGUCUUUUAUAAAAAGAAAAAACAACUUAAUUAUUGUGAUAGUUGAGUAGUUUCAUAGUAGUGCUACAUAAUAAUUGAAAGUAUAAUAUUUAUUGAUUGUUAUUUUAAAUGUAUAUUAAGGAAAUUAAAAAUGCAGGGUUUCUAGAUGUUCGCGAGGUAAAAACUACGCUUACAUUUUUUUUUAUCAGUCCAAGUAUCUACCAUUUGUAUUAUUUACAUGUAAACUAAAAAAAGUGUAGAAGGAUGUAGUUAUUUAUAUUAACCAAUUUCAAGUAGUUCUGGAAGCGCUGCAUUAUAAAUACUAAAAUAAUCAAAAAUAUUUAUCGUAGAAAAUUGUAAAUAAAAUCGUAAUCAUAUCAUGAGUGUAUGUGCAAGGAAAGCAUGUUGGUAAAACUUA